Chinchilla lanigera (long-tailed chinchilla) is the source of this 956-nucleotide messenger RNA. Its product is annotated as atherin-like. Lineage: Eukaryota; Metazoa; Chordata; Mammalia; Rodentia; Chinchillidae. The record is from RefSeq and is a predicted model, not a curated record.
CCGCUGCCCCCCGCUGCCCCGCUGGGAGCGCGUAGCCUUCGCCGCGUGGCCCGGAGAGGAGGGAGACACAGAGGCGUUCCGCGGACCCUGCGCGCCCGGGUCUGCUCGGCUUCGCUGCGGAGACAGCCUCCGGACGCGGAGAUCUCGUGCAAACCAAAGGAGAUAACGGACAUAAGAACAUUUUGUAAAUAGAGAAAUGCUCUUCUGAUGUAAGCAGCUUUAAUUAAGAGUGAGUUUGGCUUCAGACAGUGAGCAGGCUGGCCAUGAACAGCUUGCCCUGUGAUUUCUGACACCAGCCACAGAAAGAGAGGACUAAUUAAAAGGGCCCUGAGUGAGAUGCUGUGGAUACAGAAAUGAUUAAACAAGACUGCUGAGCAUAUAUAGCUCACAAUCCAAUGAAGAGAGAGGAGGAUUACCACAUGAGGACGGCAGGAGCAGACUGAAGGAGAAAGCCUCUUAGGGGGAAGAAGUCAUUAGCCUGUCAUGAGUCGCCAGGACUUGAUGGAAAGUCAGAUUAGGAAGGAUUUAAGCUGCAGUGGAAAGCCUGGUGCAGUGCCUCGGGAGCAUUCAUCUUGAAUAUUUCCACUCCACUAACAUUGUCCAGUAGUAUUUUAACAUUCAACAAAAAUAGGCAGCCAGUCUUCAAGAAAUGAUAUAUGUUUUUGGAAAAAAAGCAAAUUGAAUUACAGGUGGACUAUAGGGCUAUCGUCCUGCACAGAAAUCCUGUGUGAACGGAAGGGACCAAGAAUGUUGAGAUUCACACCCGAACAUUUCAUGUGACAACUGGAUUCACCUCUUAUGCCUCUGCUUCCUCACCUGUAAAAUGGGGACCAUAGUAGCAUCUGCCAUCUGGAGCUUUUUAGAGAAUAAGUGAGCUAACACUUAAAAUCUGGCAAACGCUCAGCACUGGAUAAAUGUCAGGUGUUAUUAUUAUUAAUGUUAUCAUGAUUGAUAAA